CUAUGUCCCGAGGUAGUAUUCCGUAUACGACAUUGUUUGGUAAUAGAAUAUAGUUGUAUGGGGUUCGAGUCUGAAAUACUACACAAAGCUAUUGUGGUUUUUCACGUAUAAAAAAAAACCAUCUUCAGUUCCAAACCACCUCCCCUACCCCACCUCAACUCAAUUAUCCUAUUCAAUUAAUCUCAACAUCCUACAAACAUAACUCACAACCAAAACCAAUCCCAGACAAAUCAAAAAUCAAAAAUCAAAAAUCGAAAAAAUGACAAUCCAACCCACCCCCCACCUCGACGCCCUCCAACGCGACGGCUUCGUCCGCAUCCCCUCCCUCCUAACCCCCGAAGAGGUCGCCCAGUUCCGCGCCAUAGCCUCAAAAGCCACGACCCUCACCCGAACCGGCGGCUGGCCUCACUUCCGCACCGUCCCCAAACAAUUCCCCCCCUGGCCAACAACGCCCCCACCGGCCUCCGAAGGCGGCAUCUGGGGGGUCCAACACCUCCUCCACCCGGAGAUGCCCAACCGCGCCGACUUCGCCCGCUUCUACUUCUCCGAGAAGGUACUCACAGUCGCCGAGGAGCUGCUCGGCGUGAAGCGCGACAGCAAUGGCGCCGAACCCCUCGUCAUGGAACUAUUCAACCUGCUCGUGGCGCCAGAGACGAAGGAUUUCGAGCUGCGGUGGCACCGCGAUGAUAUCCCCGAGACGGUGGGACCGGAGGAAGAGCUGAGGUUGCUGGAGUCAAAGAGUCCGCAGGGGAAGCAGAGUCAUGCGCAGUAUAAUCUGGCGCUGUGUCCGGACGCGUCGCUGAUUGUUGUUCCUGGGUCGCACCGGCGGGUGAGGACGGAGGCGGAGAGGAAGGCGGGGCCUUAUGAGGCGGAGUUGCCUGGACAGUUGGUUGUGGAGUUGCAGCCGGGUGAUGCGGUGUUCUAUGAUAGUAAUAUUUUGCAUCGGGGGAUUUAUAGGGGGAAGGCGGAGGGUGGGGAGGAGACGAGGCUAACGCUUCAUGGGAGUAUUGGGUUGAAGGGGGAUGAGGCGGAUGGGAAGGUGCGGGCUACGGCGGUUUUGCAGCAUGGGGUUGGGGCUUGGGUGCAUCGGGAUGAUGCUGCGUUUGGGAUUGGGGAGAGGGCCGAGAGGAUGAGGGCUAAUUUGGUGAGUAUGGGGACUGGUGAGGGUGUAGGAUUUUCUCUUCAGGGAUGAGGAUGAGGUGAAAGGAGUGCGUGUUGAUAUAGUUGUAUUAGAUAAAUGCGAUAGUCUGCCGUUCUGUUUCCUAUGUAUUCCAAUUCCAAUGUUCUGACCA
Messenger RNA from Aspergillus alliaceus, 1292 nucleotides. RefSeq names its product phytanoyl-CoA dioxygenase family protein. Lineage: Eukaryota; Fungi; Ascomycota; Eurotiomycetes; Eurotiales; Aspergillaceae. Bases 260 to 1192 code for a protein of 310 amino acids. The record is from RefSeq and is a predicted model, not a curated record. The transcript has a single exon.